CGUAGCUUAUUGAGAAUUUCAGCAUAAGCUCGUACGCACCUUUCAGCAGUAGGGGUGUAUAUAUAUCCAUUUGCCUUAAUCUACCUAUGACUGCAUUUAUACAUCUGCAAGGACUUGUGGACAAAGGGGAAUUAAGUACCAAAUUGAAAAUUUAAAGAGUCUUGGACUAGAACAUAGAAUCAUCUAGAUCUAUUUUUCAUAUUGUUUAUGAUUCAGCUUCACUCCUCGCUAUUUUCUCAGACAUUUGGACUUCAUUUUAAGCAGAUACAGAACUACAUAACUUCUUCAGAUUUCCACCAAACAAAGAUGACCGUCAUAAUCGCAGGAGCUGCUGGUUCGAUCGCAACUACUGGACUUUUGAGUGGGAGUUUAGUUGGUGCCACUGUAGGCUUGGGCAUUGGCCUUGGCUUUCAGAUCACGGGCACAGCAGGCACUGCUGCCGGAAUAGCGGGCGCAGUCGCUGCUAGCGCGUCUGGUGGUUCAAUACUAGGGAUUGCUAUGGGGAAAGAAUUAAACAGUGUAUUGGUUAGCGGUGCCAUGGCAAUGGCUUCAAGUUACGUGGCUUCAGCUCAACAUAUUAUUCACUCUGGCCCAGUCGGAUGGCUUGUUCUUGGCGCUGAUGUCAACAGCUCUCCUACAGCGACCUGUACCUUUGAUUGCUGGAAACCUGUGGUCCACGAUCACUCUGUCGAGCCAUCAGCUGGAAAGCUGCUAAGAGAUGUCGUCAUGGAUCCUCGCAUCAAGCAAGUGACAAUGGUGCCAACUUUAAAGUCUUCUUGUCCACAAAUUUUUAUUACAAAUGUUUGGAACGAAAAAUUCCGAGUUGACUAUGUAUCUCUGUCAGACAAACUGACAGCUGCUCAUGCAGUGCCCAUCUAGAAGACCUUUUAAAUAUGAACAUAUUUCCCAUGUACAGCACUAGAGUCCUCAUUUUCAUGUCAAUAUUAUGUACAUUUGUCAUGUAUUAUACAUCACAGAAAUACAUGUAUUAUUAUUACUUGUCAUGCUUGCUAUGACUGUCAAUAAAUUGCUUUGAAGUUUUCAACUAAAUUGCUUACAAAGAAAACCUCUAUUUACGUUUACAGAUGACUAAGUACAAGCCAUUCUUGUCAGAUGUAAAAUGCAGUCCAGGUAAAUUAAAAAAUUAAGUUGA
This is a messenger RNA of Biomphalaria glabrata, 1153 nucleotides long. RefSeq lists its product as uncharacterized. NCBI's taxonomy places the organism in Eukaryota, Metazoa, Mollusca, Gastropoda, Planorbidae. The transcript has 3 exons. The coding region runs from base 208 to 879 and encodes 223 amino acids. The record is from RefSeq and is a predicted model, not a curated record.